This is a messenger RNA of Pieris napi, 1845 nucleotides long. It is a transcript of the gene spn-F, whose product is annotated as protein spindle-F. Bases 303 to 1388 code for a protein of 361 amino acids. The transcript has 2 exons. The record is from RefSeq and is a predicted model, not a curated record. Lineage: Eukaryota; Metazoa; Arthropoda; Insecta; Lepidoptera; Pieridae.
AACUCACAAGUUUUAGUCAAUAUUUGCUUUGCACAAAGUUAUAAUUGAAUUUAUAUUUAUAAUUUAUUUAUUAAUUAAUUACCAAAUAUAUAGUAUAUAAACAAAAUUAGAAUAAAUUUUAGUUGACCUAACCCACAACGAGACCUUUGCGUUAUACAAACAACUAAACAAUAAAUGUUUAUAUUUGGUACUCCAAAAGUUUCACGACUGGAUGCGACGGGCUAAUAGAAGUAUAAAUAUUUAUUAAUUUCAAAGCUAAUUUACGAAAAUUUACCUCUUGAUAAUAUUUAUUAGAUUUUAGCAUGGAGUCGUCAUCUAUUGUAAGCUUUAAUAAUGAUUCAACUUAUCAGACCACCUUGAAAGGCGACUAUAAUAACAUCAGUGUUCACGAACUAGCCCUUCAUGCGAUGCGAGACAGGUGCUUACUUCUCCAAAGAAGAAUAAAUUCAUUGGAAAGUGACAAUAUAAAACUGAAACUUGAUAUAACUAAAGUCACUGAAAAUGCAUCAUAUACACCAAUUAGAGAUGAUGAGAAGUGUGCAUUACAAGAAAAAAUUGCUGAAUUAAACAAACAAAAAUCGCAAUUAUUACAUCACGUAUUCAUGGUUUCUUGUGAAAAUAAAAACCUGUGGACUAAAAUUGCUACAUUGAAAGGACCAGAAAAAAAAGAAUACACAAAGCAACCAUUAGUUCGUACUAAUACAUAUAUUCAAAGCAAUCCUAAAACUGCACAAUUUCAAGAAAAAUUUCCUGAACCAAGUUUAGAAGAAAUUUCAUUAAAGUUAAUCAAUAGCUUCCUACAAGAGAAGUCUCAAUUGGUUGAUCAGUAUGAACAAAUGACACAACUUCAAGGAAUGGAAGAUGACUGUAUUCUAAAUCUUGAUUCUAUAGGAUUUCAUUACCUGGAAGAUCCAUCAACAGAUUCUUUAAAAGAGAUUCAGACCCAAGCUGAAAAGUUUCAAUCAUUAAAAAAAGAGGUUGCACAGCAAGAAAAGGACUUAAGAAGUGUGAUAGCUAGAUUAGAAAGUUUAUUGAGUGAUGGCUAUAUGUGUUUAACAUGUAAAACAAACAAAGGAAAACCUAUUGAAAUGGAAGACAAGGAAACUGAAGUCAUCCAAAAUUUAGUUAAUUUUGCAACACAAACUGAUUCCAUAUUGUUUGACAAUUUUUCGGACAUUAAUAGUACAUUGGAUAAAGUAUGUUUAGAAAGCAACGAAAAUAAACAAGAAACUUAUGAUAAAAUUUGUCCAAUGUGUGGUGAAACUUACAAAGAUGAUGUAGGCUUUGCAGACUUCCAGUCACAUGUAGAGAGUCACUUUAUUGGUGUUACAGAGACUGAUUCAUUAGAAAAUUUAGACAUUCAUAACUCAUUUGAAAAUGUUAUUUAAUAUUGUCUAUUAUGUAAGCUUUGUUGUAUUAAAACAAUGGUUCCAAUGUUGAGCUGCAUUAAUCUAAUAAAAUCGUGAUGUAUUAAAAUGUAAUUUAAUUAGCAUGUAUUUUUAUGAAUGUCAGAUAUUAACCUGUUACAUAAAUAAAUUAUGAUGUAUAAAAUUGUUUUUAAGGGGUGAUACUAGAAUUAUGCCAACAAAGGUAAAACUAUCAGUAUAGAAAGAGGCCGUUAACUUGUUUUGUUAAGUCAAGAUCAGUGAUCAUACAUUCCAUAUGCAUUGUAGCAUAAUUGUUGUCACAGACCUUGUCACCAUUAUGUAGUUACAUAGCAAUGUAAUUCAUUAUUAUAAUUUGACAAUUUUAUAUCUAUCUUAAGCAAAUUUAAAAGCUAAAUUUAUAGUUCAUUAGUAAAUCUAGUAGUGACAUUAUGAUUAAUAAAAAAUAAACUUCUUUGUA